Messenger RNA from Emiliania huxleyi CCMP1516, 888 nucleotides. RefSeq lists its product as hypothetical. The transcript is spliced from 7 exons. The record is from RefSeq and is a predicted model, not a curated record. Bases 1 to 888 code for a protein of 295 amino acids. NCBI's taxonomy places the organism in Eukaryota, Haptophyta, Isochrysidales, Noelaerhabdaceae.
AUGUUUGCGGUCGUCUUCUUCUUCACUGUCGUGGUGACCCUGAGCCUCAGCCUGCUCGUGGUCGUCGUCACUCUCGAGGUGAAGCAGCUCGCGCAGGAGGCGGCGCUGCUCGUCUCCACCAACGCGGCGGUAGCCCGCGCCUUCUAUUGCUCUGCGCUCUUCCUCCUCGUCCUGUAUGUCGGCCUCCCCAAGCGGGUGCUGCAGCAGCCGCCGGGCGAGGACCAUGAGAGUCAGGAGCGCAUGCUUGCCUGUAUUGACAUCGAGGACCGGAGUGUCCUCGAAUCAGCGCAGGACUUUGGCACGGUGAUGGUCAUCUUCGCAUGUGCCAUCGCCAUCGUGCACUGUCGAAUCAAGCAGGCUUACGCGCCGCAGGCGCGAGCAGACUGCGCGCUGCUGACGGGCAGCCGGCACGUUGAAGGCGUCGCCCUCAUCACCUCCGCUGCACUUCUCUUCGGCAUCCUCGCGGCUGUUGUUAAGUCGGUCGCGCUGCCCACUCUGCUCAAGAUGCAGAUCCGCUCUCUGCUUGAGUGGCUGAUCUGCCUCGCCGCCGCCGCCUUCUGCCGCGAGACGCGCCGAAGAGGCGGAGACACUGGCGCGGCGAUGCGCGUCUACGACAACAGCGGGGCGGAGGCUCGGCCGUCGACCUUUGCCAAGUGUGGCGGCGGCGAGGGCGGCGAGAGGGAGGCCUGGGCGAAGCUGCUAUUUGGGCCGCGGGAGCUGUCUGGUUGGUUGGUGCUGCGCGCUUUUCUCUACUGGGUCUUCCUCUGCUGCUGGUGGCUGGCGCUGGAGGCGAUGCCCCUCGGCGAUGCGACGACGGUCGUCUACAUCGCGCCCGUCUUCACAGCGCUGUUCGCGCGCCUAUUCUUGGCGGAGCGCACGGGCGCCUAG